CAUUUUUUUUUAAUUUAUACUUUUAUGCUGCAAACGAUUAAAUUUUUGACCAAUUGGGGGAUGCCUAUAAACAACUUGACCAAAAAGGGGGGAGGAGAAGGGUAGAAGUUUACAAAACAUUUUUUAAUACAUUUUUUUAUUUGUAUGCACCGUUGACAUCGACCAAAGACUUAAACCCCCCUCCUCCUCCGUACACCUCCAUUUUUACGUAGUUUUUGGACAGCUCUUUAGUUGACAGCCUCAUAUUAUCCUUGCCAUUCUCCCUCUUCUUGCACAGUUUUAAGUAGAAAUGUUUUCAUGUGCAUAUAUUAGUUCCGGUACCGAAGUGAAGAUAGUACUAACGUGUUUUGUUUUGAUCCUGACACUUGUCUUGGCCGCUUCCGUUCCUCAAUCGUUGCUUUUCUACAUACGUGUUAAGGCUUAAAAUCGAGUGUAGCAUUAUUGGUGCAUCUAAAUUCAAAACAAAAAUUGGUGAGACAGUAAGAUUUUACGUGUAUCAAUUGAUAUUCAUCGUGCUAUUUGGCAGGAAAUGGUGUUUUCUGCGCAGAUCAAGCCGAAGCGGAAGAGCUUAACGCUGAAGCAAAAACUGGAUAUCAUCAGUAAGUUGGAAAAUCAGUCAGAAAACAAAACUGUCCUUGCGAAAGAAUAUGGUGUUAAUCGUGCCACAAUACGGAAGAUUGAGCUUAAGAAGCAGAAGUUGUUGGAGGCUGCUUCCAACAAAGGACACCGAAAAUCUAAAGCAAAAUAUAUUUCCUUUGGCAAGCAUCAUCAUUUGGAGCAGGCCUUGUUUUUUUGGUUCCUCCAAAUGCGAUCUAAACGUAAAAAUGUGACGAACAAUUUACUUCUGGCAAAGGCCAAAACUUUCGCCAAUGAAUUCGAUGUCGAUGACAGCUUUAAGUUCAGUGAAACGUGGGUUCGGAACUUUAAAAAACGACACGGAAUCAAGCGGCUGAAAAUUUCGGGGGAGAAGUUGUCUUGUGAUGCCUCCAGUGUCGAGCCCUUCAAGAAUGAUUUUUUGGCAUACGUUCAACAGCGAAAGCUAGCCACAGAUCAAAUUUACAAUGCUGACGAGUCGGCUCUGUUUUACAAGGCCCUCUUUGGGUAUACACUGGCUCACGAUGGAGAAGAUUCUGCACCGGGAUUUAAGACGGCUAAGGAUCGUAUAACUUUUAUGCCAUGUGCCAACGCAUCAGGAACCCAUAAGUUACUGAUCUUCGUUAUCGGUAGAUCGAAAGCACCAAGAGCCUUUAAGAACGUGGAAAUUCCAGUUGAAUACGCAUCUUCAAAGAACGCGUGGAUGACGAGGGAAAUAUUUCAAAAAUGGUUCCAUGAAUCAUUCGUUCCAAAUGUUCGACGUUUCAGCAAAGAAGCUGAAAUCGAACCUAAGGCUGUACUUCUCCUCGACAACUGCACGGCACACCACUUCAAACAUGAACUGAGAUCAACCGACGGCCUGAUUGAAGUGAAAUUCUUACCUCCCAAUGUUACACCACUUCUGCAACCCAUGGAUCAACAAGUAAUCCAAAUCAUUAAAACGAAAUACCGAGAGAUGCUUUACAUGGACAUUAUCUGUGACCCUGAUAACAGCGAACAGCGGCUUAAGAAGAUCAAUCUGAAAGAUGUUUCAUAUUGGUUACACGAAUCUUGGAUGAACGUUUCCCAAAAAGCGAUUCAAAGAUCUUGGAAAAACAUAGGAUGGACUGUUGGAUCGAGCCUACUGCAUGAAGAUGAUGUCCCUCUGCAAAUUUUGUUCAACUCACCGAAAGACACCGAAGCAGUUAAAACAGUGAAAUAUGAUGAGGAAGAACUUUGCGUGGAUGACUAUUCCGAUGCUGACAUUAUUGCUCUAGUUCGUAAUGAUGGAACAAAUGACUGUGACGAAGACGAUGAUAUCGAUGUCAGAGAAGAAAGAACAGACGAGGAUUCAUUUUUGGAAGGAUUGAUUCCUGCUGAACCGCCGCAGCUGACACGAACACAGCAGGUUGCUUACGAUUUGAAUCGAAUCAUUGAUUGGGCCGAAGAUAAACAUCUGGAUAUGGCUGAUAUUUUGCAUCUUCGAAAGAUUCGCAUUAAAGCUCAGCAGAUGUCUUUGAACGAUGAAUGAAUUUUGGUAAACACUUUUCCGAAUUUAAUUUUUUAUUUGUCUUGAAUUGUUACUGAAUAAACCAUGCAAAAAAAAUAAAAAACUGUUUUCUUUCAAUCUGACAAGGGUGAGGGUCUGU
This is a messenger RNA of Aedes aegypti (yellow fever mosquito), 2222 nucleotides long. Its product is annotated as jerky protein homolog-like. The transcript has a single exon. Lineage: Eukaryota; Metazoa; Arthropoda; Insecta; Diptera; Culicidae. Gene Ontology annotation, cellular component: nucleus. The record is from RefSeq and is a predicted model, not a curated record. Gene Ontology annotation, molecular function: DNA binding. Bases 530 to 2104 code for a protein of 524 amino acids.